UCAGGAAUCCCGGCGUGACGUCACCGCGGGGUGAUGUAAUGCCUCUGUAAAUAGACCAUGGUGUAAUCGUGCUUCAGUCCGGCGCGCGCGGGGUUAGCGCGAGGAGUGUGACUCGUGUCGGUCUGCCUUCAGGCUCUUCACGGCCACAGUGAUGAACUGUGAUCAGGAGGGGCCAUAUGUAUGCACUGCACCCGGAUGCACUCAGCGCUUCUACAGAGAAGAUCAUCUGAUCAUACACAGACACAAGCAUGAGAUGACCCUCAAAUUCUCCUCCAUCAAGUGUGACAACACACUGUCAGAUCAGACUCCGACUCCAACGCGUUUCCUGAGAAACUGUGAGGAGGUUGGACUCUUCAGUGACCUGGACCUCACUCAGGCAUCAGACGAAGAGGAAACGCCACAGAACUUUUCAGUCCAGGGUUCAUCAGGAGACACUUGCAGUGAGCAGCAUGACUCCCAGCAGCAGCAGCAGCAGCAGUGUGCCGUGGCUCACUUUCCCUCAACUCAUCUCCACACACACACCUCUCAGUGUUCAUCUCAUUGCUCUCUGGUACGACACAGCACCCACAGCACCACCAACACACAUCUCACUGAUUGUAGGAUAGAAGCCAGUUGUCUUCACCCCCAACAGCGUCUCCCUGCAGCAUGCGCCCUGCAGGCAGCGCCCCCUAUGCGGAUGAACACACAGUUACCAGUGGACCACAACAUGCCUGACCUUCUAGGACCUGCUCACUCCAGAUCCUGCUCCACACCCCAGAGGGCAAAGAUCAUGUCAUGCCAGAUUCAACCACUGGCUUCCAAAGGUAACCAGAACCCCAUGGGUCACAUGAUGGAGAUGAUGUCAACACAGCAGAUGAGGUUGGGGCUCCCAUUGACACAUCAGCCGUAUCAGCAGCAGAGACACACCCAUCAGCAUCAAAGUCAAGAGGAGUCCCCGCCCAGCUGUGCUCACCAUUCUCCCCCUGCACAUCUGCACUCGGCCCCGGCGCAACACCUGCUGCACCAGCCAAGCCCUGCACCCCAGAUGUCACCAGUUCCUAAAAACACCACAUGUGCAGAGUCUCCUUCCCAGACAAGUGGAGGGAAACGCAGACGGACAGCAGACGCAGAUCCAGACGACCGCAGGCGCAAGUUUUUGGAAAGGAACAGAGCGGCAGCGUCACGCUGCAGGCAGAAGAGGAAGAUCUGGGUGACGUCACUGGAAAAGAAGGCAGAGGAACUUACACACACAAACCUGCAGCUCCAGAACGAAGUCACUCUCCUGAAAUCAGAGGUGAUUCAACUAAAGCAGCUUCUGCUGGCUCAUACAGACUGUCCUGUAACUGUGAGACAACGUGAGACACGAGUUGGAAGUCCAACAGGAAGUCCUCAUCAAACUCACAACGUCCAACACAACAGCAUCUCAUCAUCCUGUACCACACACACGCUCACACGCACACACCUCACCACAAACUCACAUUCUGCAUCUUAAAGGCACACACUAGUCCAAACACUAUUAAGGGAGGUGGCAGUGUUGUGUAUCUGGAUCGAAGCAGCACUGUGGAGCUGUGGGUCAGGGUGGAAGCUGCAUCAUCUCUCACUGCGAUGGUGGAACACCGCGGCCUGGACGAGGGAUUUCCUCAGGGACGUUCACUUCAAUCCCUGUGUGUGUUCCUCUCGUCUUUUCUAGCACUUUGUGUUUUGUACUCCUCGUCAGGGGGUCUGUAUUAUAGUGUAAAUAUCAACAGAUAGUUUCGUAUGGCUUUGGAUUGCAGCUGCACUUUUUUUUCCAAUCCGCACACGUCUCGCACACGUUUCUGCUUCAUUAACCGUGUCCGUUAUCUCCUCCUGUAUAUCAGGAAUUACACACGCAGUAAACACACACCGUAUACACACACACACACACACACACACACACACACACACCAUAAGUGCACACACCAUAAGUACACACACCAGGCACACACCAUACAUACCAUACA
Silurus meridionalis is the source of this 1961-nucleotide messenger RNA. RefSeq names its product cAMP responsive element binding protein 5a (gene creb5a). Gene Ontology annotation, molecular function: cAMP response element binding; DNA-binding transcription factor activity, RNA polymerase II-specific. NCBI's taxonomy places the organism in Eukaryota, Metazoa, Chordata, Actinopteri, Siluriformes, Siluridae. Gene Ontology annotation, biological process: regulation of transcription by RNA polymerase II. Bases 152 to 1471 code for a protein of 439 amino acids. The record is from RefSeq and is a predicted model, not a curated record. The transcript has 11 exons.